AUGGCUAGCAGUUCCAGUUCAUAUCGUGGCUGCCCUCGCAUGAGCAAUGUGGAGCGGACAACAAUCUCCCUGUCCGACGAUGAUGACAAUGACUCCCUCUACGAAGUUGCGCGCAGUAUCGCGCAGGACGAGGCUGAAGUGACCCAAGAGCUCGUUGACUUGACUCAAGACGACGACGGCAGCAGCCCAGAGUUGAGCUCCGAGCCUCAUGUCAACCCUCGACGUUGCCAGAAGUCAAUUGUCAGCAUCAGGGGGAUGGAGCUGGCGGUUGGCGAUGUUGUCGAGCUUGCCGAGCACGUUGGAGUAUGGGCGAUCCAGUUCAUUGACAUCCAAGAGAUGUGCGUGGAUCAGUCCACGUCCAGAGUCCUGCUCCGUGGUGUACCAUACGCACGCACCAAGAACCUGCGAGGACGACUAGAGCCCAAGUUGAACGAAGUGUGCCGUAUUAUUGAGACUGUUCACGAUGAUCAUCGUACGAGCGAGCAGGAGAUGCUGAUCGAAGUCUCUGCCAACCAAGUCCUGGCCAAGAGGGUCCUCAUCAAGACGAACUCCAACUUCCCUAAUUGCCGCUUCGGGAAUGACUCGAACUGGCGUUCAAUGUCACAUACGCAAAAGGAGGAGAAAGCUCCCUUGACAUGCCGAUGGGAGAUGCGCAUUGAGUAUCAGAAUGGCCGCUGCCAAAAGAAUGACCGUCCACUUGGCGGCGCCUUGAUUCAUCUUUCUGAAGACGAUGUCGAGCAAGGGCCGUAUUGUGUGUCAGACCAACAACGUCAACGAGACUGGCGUGGCCGUCGACGGGGUGUUCAGGCAAAGACGACUGGAAAGUACACCUUCGGAGAUGUCUUUUGCGGGGCUGGCGGUACCUCUCGUGGGGCCGUUAUGGCAGGCUUCGAGCCAAUCGUUGCGGUUGAUAAUUCGUCUACAGCCUGCCAAACCUACCAACGCAACUUCCCAGACACAAACCUGUUUACCCAAGACAUAUACGACUUCAUUCACGAUCCCGAGAAGUUCUACGUUGACGUCUUGCAUAUUUCCCCACCUUGCCAACCCUACAGCCCCAUCCAUGUCCGCGAAGGACAGAAUGAUGAAGCAAACACUGCUGCUCUGUUCUUCCAUGAUGUGCUCGAAAAAACUCACCCACGUCUUAUUACCCUAGAAGAAACAUUCGGGCUUACGCAUAACAAGCAUGUCCUGUGGUUCAAUGCGUUGCUCCGAGGUUUUACUUCCCGCCACUACUCCAUCAAGUGGUAA
Messenger RNA from Cryphonectria parasitica EP155, 1251 nucleotides. Its product is annotated as S-adenosyl-L-methionine-dependent methyltransferase. Bases 1 to 1251 code for a protein of 416 amino acids. Gene Ontology annotation, cellular component: nucleus. Gene Ontology annotation, molecular function: methyltransferase activity. The transcript is spliced from 2 exons. The record is from RefSeq and is a predicted model, not a curated record. NCBI's taxonomy places the organism in Eukaryota, Fungi, Ascomycota, Sordariomycetes, Diaporthales, Cryphonectriaceae.